Messenger RNA from Folsomia candida, 1540 nucleotides. Its product is annotated as mitochondrial enolase superfamily member 1. The transcript has 9 exons. Bases 85 to 1425 code for a protein of 446 amino acids. NCBI's taxonomy places the organism in Eukaryota, Metazoa, Arthropoda, Collembola, Entomobryomorpha, Isotomidae. Gene Ontology annotation, molecular function: magnesium ion binding; L-fuconate dehydratase activity. Gene Ontology annotation, biological process: carbohydrate catabolic process; amino acid catabolic process. The record is from RefSeq and is a predicted model, not a curated record.
GACACUGAAAUUCAGUCAGAUUUGAGCACUUUCUGUCUCUCCGUCUCGUUCAUAAAAUCGUUCCACGAUACUUAAUCUUAAAAAAUGGCAAACUUGAAAAUUGAGAAGGUGGAAGUGACCGAUAUUCGAUUUCCAACUUCGUUGGAGGGUCAUGGCUCUGACGCCAUGCACACGGAUCCCGACUAUUCGUGCGCCUAUGUGACAAUUCAUCUCUCUAAAACCGACUUGAAGGGAUACGGGCUCACGUUUACGUGCGGAAGGGGCACAGAAAUUGUGGUCCAAGCCGUAAAAACUAUGAGCUAUUUGGUCGAGGGUGAAAACUGCCACGACAUUUGGAAUGAUUUUGCCGGCUUUUAUCGGAAACUGACCAGUGAAUCUCAACUGCGGUGGGUUGGACCGGAAAAAGGCGUGGUACACUUGGCGACAGGUGCUAUAAUAAAUGCACUGUGGGAUGUGUGGGCUCGAUACGAGAAUAAACCGCUUUGGAAGCUGCUGGUUGACCUUUCUCCGGAAAAAUUGGUUUCGACCAUCGAUUUUCGUUAUAUUAGAGACGUCUUGAGUCCGGAAGAGUGUAUAAGCAUGCUUAAAGAAAAGGGAAAAGAACAGGCGGACAGAGAAAAGGAGAUUUGCACGACGGGAUAUCCAGCAUACACGACGUCUGUCGGAUGGCUGGGUUAUACUGAUGACAAUAUAAAGAAACUUUGCCAGGAAUAUUUGGACAAAGGUUUCACGUCGUUCAAGGUCAAGGUGGGUCAAUGCUUGGAAGAUGAUAAGCGAAGAUGUAACAUGGUCCGGAGCGCGAUUGGCCCCAAGAAUAAUUUGAUGAUUGAUGCCAAUCAGCGAUGGGAAGUACCAGAAGCCAUUGAGUGGGUGACAGCUCUCAAAGAAUAUAAACCUUUGUGGAUUGAGGAACCCACAUCCCCAGACGAUGUCCUUGGACACGCAACGAUCGCCAAGGCUCUGAGACCAUUGGGGAUCAACGUUGCGACCGGAGAGAUGUGUCAAAAUCGAGUAAUUUUCAAGCAACUAUUGCAAUCCAAUGCUAUUGCUUAUGCUCAAAUUGAUUCCUGCCGAGUUGGAGGGGUGAAUGAAAAUUUGUCCAUUUACUUCAUGUGCAAGAAAUUUGGCGUCCCUGUCUGCCCCCACGCUGGAGGAGUUGGUCUCUGUGAAUUAGUUCAACAUCUGCAGUUCUGGGAUUACCUUUCUUUAAGUGGGGAAAAGGAAAAUCGGAUGAUUGAAUGGGUUGACCAUCUCCACGAACACUUUGUCACACCCAUCACGGUCAUCAACGGAAAGUAUAUUGCUCCAAAGGUGCCUGGUUUUAGCAGCGAAAUGAAAGAAGAAUCGAUUGCAUACUACCAAUUUCCAAAAGGAACUUAUUGGGAGAAUCGUGCCAAUCCGGACCACAUUAUGCUCGCCCAAUAAAAAUUAUGUGACAUUAAUUGCACAAAAAAUGAUUAAAAUACAUUUCACUAGUAUGUAUUUGGAAGCAUUUGGAAGAAUUUGACCUGGGUUGGAAUAAAUUAUUUAAUGGGAAGUA